UUACGGAUUAUGCAGAGAUGAGUAAUAAAACUGUUUAACUUAUAACUAGAUACAGUAGUAUAGAUUAUCAAUUAAGAUGUCGAAGUUAAAAAGGGAAGCAAUGGGACAAUACAACUACGUUGCCCCCACCCCGAUGCCGGACAAAAACAAAAGAUCAAAACCGAAGCAUUCUUACCCGGAUUUUUACCCACAUAGUGACGUCACCGUUCAGCUGGUCGACGAAAACAACAAAGAUCUGAAACUGUUUAACAUAAAGCCGCCAAAGAUGUUUGAGACAAGUUACCAUCAAGAUUAUCGCCACCCACCGGAAGAAAACUUACGUGGAAGAAAGAAUCAAGACGAGUCGCUGGAUACAAAAGAAAACUACACAGCAUACGUACAAAAAGCGGCAAAGAAUAAGUCGCCUGAAGAGAAGCAUACGAAGCCCAAGGUGUCAACAGAAGAGUUAACCAAGCCAGAGCGAAGUUUUAUUAAAAGCGCUGGCGACCUUAAAAUUUCUACAGCUGCUGAAAAUGUUAGACAAAAACCGCUAGCUGUCGCAAGAGCACAAACUGCUGAAGCGAAACGACGCCCUGUGAAAGAAGACAGAGUGAAUGAAGAGUUUUACCGAUCAGUGCUGAACGCCAGAAGCGGUCCAGAGUGGAAGCGGCCUCCAGAUAUAAGCUACGAUAUCUUAAACCCAGAAAAACCGCCACAAGAGCGCGCCACCAAGCCCUACGGCGCCAAGAUGGAAAAUUCUCAGGAGAAAAUAUCAAACAUUGUGGGAGAGAAACGAAGAGUAAGACCAGCUUCAGUAAAUACACUAGCGAGCGGAAGGCAAUCAAAAGCAGGUUCUGUUAAAUCGUCUUCAUCUGCAACGGAAAAUAUCCCUCAACCAUCUGUGACAAGAAUAGGUCUCGAAUACCAAAACGGUUCUAAAGCGGGCAGUAGAGCUUCAACAGCAAGCGGGCGUAGUAGUAACAACUCCAGAUAUAUUGUCACACGAGUUGAUGCAAAACGACCAAUGACGUCAGGCAGCAGCAUUUCUUCAGUAAACGGGGACUACUUACUCGAAACGGGAAGACACUUGAAUGAAAUAUUAGAAACUAUACAAGAGGACGAAAUACAAGAGCAACUGCAAGACAUUCCGAUUCCAAACAGCCCGAAGCAAGUUAUGCAACCAAUAAGUGAUAGAAAAAGAACUCGCAAACGAUUGAAGAAGCCUGUACCUCCGACCGACCUGUUCGAAAAACGCGGACCCGACCCAAGGUUUUAUCCGUCCAAGAAGAAGUUGAGGACACCAAACGAGAUGGAGAGAUUCAAGAAAGCAAGGGGAAGGGCCUUCAUGCGCAAUGUCGAGCAAGCGAUACCGGAGCUUGAUCUCCGCGACCAUGAAAUGAAAUAUCAGCCAGAAAGACAACUUUUGCAAGAUGCUCGAUGGAAAAUUCGUCAGGACGUAAAAGAUGUUAAAAACAAGAAUCUGCAUAGUUUGGUGGACAGAUUUGAAAAAAGACAUCAGAUCAUCAAAGAAGAAACUAGGACUCGUCUUGGCGACACAACUUAUAUUGAAAGAGACCCUGUCAGUAUUUACAAGCUACACAACAAAGGGCCGAACUCACGAAGCGGGAGGCCUGGUGAUGUAGGGUUCAAAGUGUCUUACCCAUUACAUAACAGACGAAGAAUAACUCCUUCUAUGGGUUCGGUACAACGGGCACGAAACUUUGGUUCUUACGCGCAGAUAUUUAACCAGCCAUGCGCUCCACCUCAUUGGGGGCCACAAAAGGUGGACAGUGGAUUGUUUUUGCCGCCUAUGGCUCAAGGGAUUUAGGAAUUUGAAACUUUUUGCACUGACGCUAUAGGCCUAUACCGAAUAAGCGUAUUUCGUUUUAUUGCUUAUAUUAUUUGCGUUGUACAGACUUCUAUAUUGUAUUCUAACUGUGAAAAGUAUUAGGUUUUUUUAUAUUUUGACUUCUUGGCUCACGUUUACACAUUUUAAACACAACGUUUAAACUUGAAAAGCUAAAUGCUCACUGUCAACUAGACCAUAGAUAGAGAAAUUAAACAUGAUAUUUUAGGGCUUUCGUGUAUUUUUUCAUUGUCAGUUUAAUAAAAUUUCAGGAAGACUACAUAUUUAUUGUCCAAAGAGUAAACACUACCAAACAGCCGGCUGUAAGUUUUAAAUGCUCCCCGCUGUCUGGCAAUAAACGUUUACUUCACGGUC
Ciona intestinalis (vase tunicate) is the source of this 2200-nucleotide messenger RNA. NCBI's taxonomy places the organism in Eukaryota, Metazoa, Chordata, Ascidiacea, Phlebobranchia, Cionidae. The record is from RefSeq and is a predicted model, not a curated record.